CUCUCUCUCUCUCUCUCUCUCUCUCUCUCUCUCUCUCUCUCUCUCUCUCUCUCUGCCAUGAACCAGGCUCGAGCUUAUCCCCGAGGAGAAUAACAUUUUUUUUUUCUAAGCAGAAGGGAAAAUAAAAGACAAUUCUUUGGUUGCUAAGGGUGAGUGAAGACUUUCAAAAUGGCUCAGGGAACCAGUGAUCAAAGUACAGUGGGUAUUGCUGACCCAGAAGAGACUACUCCAAAUAUGAUUGUCUACAGAAAAAUUGAAGAUAUCAUUACAAAAAUGCAGGAUGAUAAGACAGGCGGGGUACCCAUCAGGACAGUAAAGAGUUUUCUGUCCAAAAUCCCCAGUGUUGUCACAGGUACCGACAUUGUGCAGUGGAUUAUGAAGAACCUUGCUAUUGAGGACCCAGUAGAAGCAAUACACUUGGGAAGCCUUGUAGCUGCCCAGGGUUACAUCUUUCCCAUAUCAGACCAUGUCCUUACCCUGAAGGAUGAUGGCACCUUUUAUCGAUUCCAGGCUCCAUACUUCUGGCCCUCCAACUGCUGGGAACCUGAAAACACUGACUACGCCAUUUAUCUAUGUAAGAGGACAAUGCAGAAUAAAGCAAGGUUGGAAUUGGCAGAUUAUGAAGCUGAAAACCUCGCAAGACUCCAGAGGGCCUUUGCAAGGAAGUGGGAAUUCAUCUUUAUGCAAGCAGAAGCCCAAGUGAAGAUUGAUCGGAAAAAAGAUAAAACAGAAAGAAAAAUUUUGGAUAGUCAAGAACGAGCCUUCUGGGAUGUCCACAGGCCAGUGCCAGGUUGUGUGAAUACAACAGAAAUGGAUAUCCGAAAAUGUCGUAGGAUGAAGAAUCCCCAGAAGGUCAAAAAGUCAGUGUAUGGAGUGACAGAAGAAUCUCAGUCCCAAAGUCCUGUGCAUAUACCGACCCAGCCAAUCAGAAAAACUACAAAAGAGGACAUCCGAAAACAGAUAACAUUUUUGACUUCACAGAUAGACAGGCAUCGUUUAAAGAUGUCCAAAGUAGCUGAAAGCUUAAUUGCUUAUACGGAACAGUAUGUGGAAUAUGAUCCUUUGAUAACUCCAGCCGAACCUUCUAAUCCAUGGAUCAGUGAUGACAUCACUUUAUGGGACAUAGAGAUGAGCAAAGAGCCCAGCCAACAACGUGUAAAGAGAUGGGGAUUCUCCAUUGAUGAGGUACUAAAGGACCAAGUGGGGCGAGAUCAGUUCCUUCGUUUUCUGGAGUCGGAAUUCAGUUCAGAGAACCUCAGGUUUUGGUUGGCUGUGCAAGAUCUCAAGAAACAACCUUUACAGGAUGUGGCAACUCGGGUGGAAGAAAUUUGGCAAGAGUUUCUGGCUCCUGGAGCCCAAAGUGCAAUCAAUCUGGAUUCUCACAGCUAUGAAAAAACAAGUCAAAAUGUCAAAGACCCAGGGCGAUACACAUAUGAGGAUGCACAGGAGCACAUUUACAAGCUGAUGAAGAGUGACAGCUAUACCCGGUUUCUUCGGUCUAAUGCUUACCAGGACUUACUACAGGCAAAGAAGAAGCCAGAAAAUGAGCAAGGUCGUAGAACUUCCUUAGAAAAGUUCACUCGCAGUGUGUGCUGCUGGCGCAGAAUAAGACUGGCUACCGCGUUUCACCCCAGAGGUGGCUACCUUCCAGCAGCGGGGAAAGUCACUAGUGGGCAAGCGCCUCACGGGCCUGAUGCAGUCCUCCUGACAGUUCCGCCAGCUGAGACGGCAGCCGCUGACCACGUGGGCGGGCGGCGCCGCUCCACAUCUGCAGAAAGACUAACCUAGGGGCGAUUUGAUUACUGUGAAAGAAAAGGAGUGAGGGGGAGAAGGGAGGUUGAGGAAAGGAGUAUGUGCCUAGAACUGGAUGGGGUGGAAAAUGCAGAAGAGAAAAAGAAACCAACCGCAGAGCUGCAGAGAUGCCGCUUUAUAUAGUUUACAUCAACAUUUUCUUACCUGUAUAGCUUUGUUAUGACACUCCGUUCCCUAAGAGGUCCUUGUUUCUUCUCACCUGAAUUAAGGGAAGAAUGCCUCACUGUGAACAGAGGGUUUGGCAGGGCCAAAGUUUUCCUGCUAAGACUUAUUACUUGCUAUCAUUAUCAUUAUUAUUGUUACUACUGUUAUUAUUAUUAUUACUACUACUACUGUCCAAAAUAUCCUUCCUUAUGGGAAAAGAGAGAAAGGAGAGCUAGGCUGAGCACAAUCAGUAUUAAUUACCAUUCUCCCUUUUCUCUGGCACACCCACAACUCUAAUAGGCAUAAGCCUGCUACUGUCACAAUCACAUCUCCGCCCCCAUCCAUCCCCCAUUUGUGGCUACCUAGGUACAAUAAAAUAGUCACCAGAAGCUGCUUCCACUUAAGAAGUAUGAUUCAUUUCUUCUGCACUUUGAAAGCACUCUAGGGGUUCCCUUCCCCCAUCCCUUCAAGCCCUUCACUCCCCCUCAGACAGACUUAGAGAAAAUGCUCUGAUUGCCUUUCUCCUUAGUUGUCUCCUGGUCCGGAGAAAUCAAAGCAUCCAUGAUUCCUUCUACAGAGAAAAAGAGCAUCAGUGCAUAAAGAAGAGCCACAGAUUUGUUAUUUAAGGCUUGAAAGACUUGUCAUUUUAUCACUUACUUCUUACAAUUGUUCCAAGUAUAUUCCCUCCCACUUUAUUCAGAGAUUAAGGUCUGGAAAGAACUCUGGGGAUACUGGAUUUCUCCAGGUUUCACCAAUCUAAGAGAAAGAUGAAAAGAGGAGAAAAGUCUUAGUCUAGGGCAGUCAACUGGAUAUUUGACUGGCCAACAAUUCCUCAACUUGGUUUGUAUAUGGUCAAAUUUCUCAAUAAGAACUCAGAUAUGCCCAGAAACAGCACUAGUGGCAAAGGAAUUGUCAGUACUCACAUAGCACAUCUCAAAAUUGUACUGUAUACAUAAGAAGUGCAGAAAAUGAUAUAAACAAUAAUAUCAAUUAUUUGGUGAGAAAACUAAACUAACAUGGACAAACUGGGUCUAGAUUUCUUUACAAUCUCUAUCCUCCCUGGAUGUCUGUCAUCAACUACCAUUUACCAGAGUGGCACUGCUCCCUACUGACCCCCAGAUAAAACUAUUGAUAAAUCUGUAGCCCAGUAAGACCAUGUUUUUCCAAGUCAAUUGCUCAAUCAUCUCUAAUUUACUUUCUGCCACAUCUUUUUAGAUAUCAUAAACAAAAAGUAGUAGAAAUAAAAAUGAUUUAUCAUUGGUAAUGUCUUGAUUCACAUAAAGCAAUUUUUAGUACUUACUUAAGUAAAUACUAAAGUACUUACUUAAGUACCUUAAGUAAGAAUACAUUCAGACUUCACACACCACCACCACUGGUCCUCAAAUCUGAUUUGUUCCUUUUUUCAUUUCUGGCCCAAAAUGCUGAAUCAGUUCCCUGUAAUGGAUUUUACUUUAUCCUGCCAAAUCUUAGGCAUUACAGCCUUCCAUCUUCCAUGUCUGAGCUGUCAUGGACAUUGGCAAGUUUCUAGUUUCCAGUCUUGCUGUACCUCAGUUUCUCUUACCUGUAAAAUGGUGAAAAAAUAUUUGCUCCCAUUUGGUGGGCUUAGUGGGAAAUUAUGCAAUAAUUACAAACAUUCUCAGAGCGCCAAAUUUAGUCAGGAAGUGGAUGAAUUUGGGUCAGGCUACCUGGAUACUUGUUUCACAUGUGGUAGAUUGCCAAAAGGGGCCACCAGUUCAAUGGCCCCAAGGUAUACCCGGCAUCAGAGAAUGAGUAGAACAAAAUUAUAAAAAUUAUGGAGUCUGGGAUAUAGAAGCAAAAAUGGGUCCCUUCCUGGAAUUUUCUAUAGGGAUUAGCCCCAAAUAAUUUAGAUACUGCAUGCCCUGUCCUUGAGCUUAACUGUGGGAAAGGCCACAGGGUCCUUUUAUAUUCUUAUGUGUGCAUGAACUGCUUGAGGCACAUAAUCUACUUUAGCUUUUGACACCAUCCCUCCCAUCUUACUGCUUUUUACACCCUACUUGCUCUCACAUACAACUAACUAUUUCUGAGUCCAGCCAGAGAGCUGCUAGCAUGUCCCCUAGGUCUCAAAGCAUAGCACAUUGCCUCCAUUUCCUUGAUAGGUCAUCAGGAGCAAAAAGAACUUGCUAGUGACAAAGGAAAGCUUUGAAAGUGGAAAUGCUAAGGGUGAAUCAGAGAAGUCCUCCACAAUUGGUCCCUGAGCACAGGCACUACGGAUCUCUUUUCUCAAGCCCCAGGUGACUUGCUUACUAUAAAUUGUGUUUCCUGGCACUUUUCCAUGGCUCUAAAAUGGACUUUUCAGGUUAUGUUGUCAUCAGGAUUAUGUGUUCUCUAUUGAAAUCAAAACUCAUUGGAUGGAUAAGAUUCUCUAACCUGAAUUCGCGCUCUCAGGCAUCAUUGCUGAAUUUUGCCAGGCCCUUGAGAGACUUGCUGGAGUCUCAGUUAAGGACAGCUGGCCUCCAAUAGUUGUGAAUUCAGCACAUUUGAGAAAGUUCCUUAGACCUCCAAGGUAAAGGAAAGGUCAACCAAGAUUCUCAAAGUAAGUGGUUUGGGUUCCUUGAGUGAAUUUAUGAUGGAUGUUAUACCCCUCCUAAGGCGGGAAAGAUACCAAAACAUCUAAAAAUUGUUGAGCUAUAUGGCAGGUUCCCAAAGGUAGCAUAUGGGUCGCCACUGCAGAAUGCAGUGCAAAGUCAACAUGGGAAUGCUAGUUCUAGAAUGAAGCUAUAUCCACAGUGUCUCGCCUUAGACCAGUCCCUCCAUUAGCCUGAUCUCUAUGUUUUUCCAGAGCCCCUGUAGUGUAGAACCAGACCAGAAUUAAAACACAUUUCUUAUUGACUCUUUUCUAUCUUCUUCAUCCCUACCUUCAGUGAGAGCACUGAAUAUACUCACUGGGCCCAAACUAUGAAAACCCUGUGCUAGGGUAGGUGUGGUACCUUAUAGCAUGGAAUACCAAGGCAGUGUCAAAAGAAACAACCUCCACCCAGGAGAAAAAGUAAAUUCCCAGGAUGUCAGUGAACUAAGCAAAAUUUCCAGGAUAAAAGUAUACAUACAUUUACUUUCUCCAGUAGGGACAAAAUAGAAAAAGCAUAGGUUACCAACAGGCAAAUUCCUAAUUUCUUCUGGCAUAAUUCCAUUGCAGGCAAUACAAUACCAAUGAUUGCAGGCAAUACCAACACAAUACAAUGACAUUUAUUAAUUACAUACUAGGUAGAGAACAUUGUAUUGGAUACUGGAGGAAGUAUUAAAUUUAAAUAAGAUACCAUUCCUACCUUUAAAAAUCUUACAGUCUAGUAGAAGGAUAGGUAAGA
This is a messenger RNA of Sarcophilus harrisii (Tasmanian devil), 5279 nucleotides long. RefSeq names its product regulator of G protein signaling 6 (gene RGS6). Gene Ontology annotation, molecular function: GTPase activator activity. Lineage: Eukaryota; Metazoa; Chordata; Mammalia; Dasyuromorphia; Dasyuridae. The record is from RefSeq and is a predicted model, not a curated record. Gene Ontology annotation, biological process: G protein-coupled receptor signaling pathway; intracellular signal transduction; regulation of G protein-coupled receptor signaling pathway.